GAUGUUUCUGAUUUUGACAUUUCGUAAUUGCGUUGAUAGUAGUGACAAGUGAAAUCGAAGGACUUUUGUGAUAAAUAUUGGAAAAAACUCAAAAUGUCCUUUUUUGGGGUAGGAAAUCCUUUUGCUACGCCGGUUGGUCAAAAAAUAGAACAAGCCACAGAUGGCUCUCUACCGUCAGAAAAUUGGGCUUUAAAUAUGGAAAUAUGUGAUAUAAUUAACAGUAGUGCUGAUGGACCAAAAGAUGCAAUUAAAGCCAUUAGAAAAAGGCUGACCCAAAGUGCUGGAAGGAACUAUACUGUGGUCAUGUACACUCUGACUGUACUAGAAACCUGUGUGAAAAAUUGUGGAAAAUCUUUGCACAUUUUAGUCUGCAAUAAGGAAUUUAUUUCCGACUUGGUCAAACUUAUUGGACCUAAAAACGAUCCCCCUACGGUAGUGCAAGAGAAAGUAUUGAGCCUUAUCCAGUGUUGGGCAGACGCUUUCCAGAAUCAACCGGAAUUACAGGGUGUCGGACAAAUUUACAAUGAACUCCGCUCCAAAGGAGUUGAGUUCCCGAUGACGGAUCUAGAUGCCAUGGCUCCUAUUUUUACGCCACAGCGGAGUGUUCCUGACGGCGCGGAGCAGCCAGUAGGGUCUCCGCAGCGCGCGGCGCCGCACUCGCCCUCAGCACAGCUGCAGGAGAACAACAUGGCCACGGUGACAUUGUCAGAGAGUCAGAUGAGCAAACUGCGCGGCGACCUGUCGGUGGUGGAGGGCAACCUGGCGGUGAUGGGCGACAUGCUCAACGAGCUCACAGCGCAGCCUCCACACAACCACCACGACAGCGAUGUUGAAUUGCUCAACGAGCUGGCGGAGACGCUGCGCGCGAUGCAGCAGCGGCUGGUGGAGCUGGUGGCGCGACUGGCCGGCGAGAGCCCGCUCACCGCAGACCUGCUGCUCGCCAACGACCGCCUCAACAACCUGCUGCUGCGCCACUCGCGCUUCCUCAACAACAGGAACGCGGCAAAGGCAGGUGCGACGCCGUCGGCCAUUUUGGGCGCGGCCAUGGGCGUUCCCGGCACUGAUACACCAAAAACAGGCGAUGACGAUGCGCUUAUUGACCUGAGUGACGACGUGCCCGAUGUCAGCAAACUGAGUGUGCAGGCCGCGCCCGCAGACAAGUCUCCGAGCUCCAAGGACGAGUUCGAUAUGUUCGCUCAGUCCCGCAACCUCACAUAUGAAAAUACUAAAACUGGCGGCAGCAGUUACGCGGACAACGCCAGCGAGCAGAGCAGCGCGGGGCUGGCCGCCGCCGCGCACAACCACCCGCUGCCCUCAGGGAUGGAUCAGAGGGAGAUAGAUGAGAUAUCCGCGUGGCUCGCGCAGGAGAAGGCGGCUUCAGAAGCAAACGGGGGUCAGGAGAGUGUGACCAGCAGCGACUUCGACAAGUUCCUGGCGGAGCGCGCCGCCGCCGCAGACAGCCUGCCCACCAUCGACCCCCAGCACCCCCAGCACACCCAGAACGCCCCCAACAACCCCCACACCCCCAGACACAGGCAGAUCAACAAGGAACAAGAGGACUCCAUGUUCGCGCUCUGAUCUGAUUAACAAAAUGGCCCAAUCACUUUGUAUGGAAAUUGUCGCUUAAACCUGCUUUAGCUUCAAGAAAUUAAACUAUCUUGGAAUUUUAAACAGAUGCCACACUAACGAUGAACGCAGUUAAGGUAACGCCGUGUGGCAUCGCUCUAUAACAUAAAAAAAAAUCUUAUUUCAUAUUUAUGUAUAUUUUAAAUUCACAAUUAUGACAAAAAAUUUUGAACAAAAAUGGUGGGCCUAUAUUAAAAAUUCAAAUUAAAUGUUCACAUAUCUUUGAGUCCUGCGAACAUAAUGAACAAACAUAAAAGAGCUGAGUCAAUCAGUAAUAUAACUAUCUCUUUCUCUCUUAUGUAUGUCCCUAUUUUCUUUCUCUUUCUCACUCUGAACGAUUCCGAGGACUCAAAGACUGCAUACAAAGCUAAUGUUUUUGCAUUCUAUUGUAUUUAUUGUAUUGUGUAAGUUUAUGCGGUUUUUAGGUUAAGUGACGUCAUCGCGCCUCUUUAGUUUUACCGUAAACCAAGAAUAGAAAAAUCCUAACCUAAAAGCGAUUUAUUCGCUUUUUUAUUAACUUUGUAGUGCGGAAAAGAAUUGGUUUUAUUUUCCGAUUUAAGGGGAAGGUUUUUAUAUUCGUGGUGACGCUGUAAUUUAUUUUAAGCUAAUCUGGACCAUAUUUAUGAUUUAAGUGAAUAGUUUUUGUGACUGAUAUUUCGGUUUUUAUGGAAUUAUUGAUUGUUGUUGUUUUUAUAAAGAUUUUUUUCUUAAUUUUU
Papilio polytes (common Mormon) is the source of this 2342-nucleotide messenger RNA. Its product is annotated as TOM1-like protein 2. Gene Ontology annotation, molecular function: ubiquitin binding; clathrin binding; phosphatidylinositol binding. NCBI's taxonomy places the organism in Eukaryota, Metazoa, Arthropoda, Insecta, Lepidoptera, Papilionidae. Bases 94 to 1578 code for a protein of 494 amino acids. Gene Ontology annotation, biological process: signal transduction. The record is from RefSeq and is a predicted model, not a curated record. The transcript has 13 exons. Gene Ontology annotation, cellular component: membrane; endosome.